AAUGAGAAUGACACAGAGAGAAGGUAUGAGUGGAUGGUGCUAAAGCCAGGGCCCCUCUCGCUGGCUUUUAACGGAGAGAGAGCUUGCUAGCCGGCUAGGUUUAUUUUCAGCACAUUUUCAGUGACUUGCGCGUUGGUCCUUAAACUUUAAAUAGCUGGGCUAUACGCUCCCAUGUGGUUCAGUGGCUAUGGUUAAACAUAGCUAGCUGUGGAGAUGACAUAUAUGUAUGUUUUUGUUCUAUGUGUGCUAAUGACAUAUCUACUGGCUAUAUUUAAAUGUACAGAGGAUAUUUAAAUGAUCUACAACAGAAGUGAUCAGGUUUCCACCAAAAUGGUCUUAGCAAAGUUCUAUCUGAAGCCCUCUUGACUGUGUUGAACUAUUCUGUGUCUAUGUUCUGAAGAUUACUGAAAGAAGAGAGGUUGAGCAGAAAAGCAGAAGCUACAGCUAAUUUGGUAAAGAGUGGGUUAAUGACCAUUAGCCUUACUGUCCCUCCCACUCCAUUGCCUCUCUCUGGCACACGCACUUCACUUCUUACACUCCUUUUACUGGCUUUGACACACAAGCACAGGCACACAGUCAGGUGUGGAUAAGGCGAUCGAAAUACUUUUGAGGAAUACACACCCAAAACACUACGCGUUAUUGGCGGACCUGGAGUCCUCCACCGCUCAUAUCUCCAAGUGUCCAGUGUUCCUGCCAGAGGAGACGCCCUACUCUCUCCCCAGCGGCGGCAGCCUUCUCCAAGAUGACUCUGCUCCUCCUCCCCUACCUCCUCCUCCCUCUUCUGAGGCUCUGAACGGAUCACUCCAAAACCGACCAGAUUCUCACCACUCCUCACUGCAGUCUCUUGGUUCAGCCCAAAAAAGUACAUUGUCUCGGGAUAGCAGUAGCCCUCCGCUAUCUCACACUGAAGAGGACCACGUCUACAGUUUCCCCAACAAGCAGAAGCCAUCAGACUCCUCUGCAGCAUCCAUGAGCUCUGCACUGGGCAGCAACCUGUCUGAGCUGGACCGCCUGCUAUUGGAACUCAAUGCUGUCCAGCAGAAUACACCUUCCUUCCCCACCACGGAGGAUGCUGCCCCUCCCCUUCCUCCCUGCAGUUCUGCACACUAUAUCCAGGAAAAUGGAGCUCACCCAGGCAUUACACUGACUCCUGCUGCCAAGGAAAAGCCUCAGAGAAAUGGAAAGAAAGUGCCAGAAGAGGGUCGCCCUACAGUGGAAAGCUUACUGAAUGAACUGGAAAGCUCCAUACCUACUCCAACGCCUACCCCCUCUUGCCUCCAGGCAGAGGGGCGCUUGGACGCACCAUCUGAGCAGCAGGGUCGAAUGUCGGCCACCUCAGCCACACGAGAGCUGGAUGAGCUCAUGGCCUGCCUGUCUGAUUUCAAGGUGCAGAGCAAUCCGAGUUCUCUGGGCUCACUGAAUUCUGAGCCUCUGUUUGAUCAGUCUACCAACUUCUCUACUGUUGCGGAAAUUCAUUUUCCUCCUGCCACAGUAGCCCCUGUUGCAGUUUCCCUGACCCCCAAUCUCCCUACUAAACCAGCUAGCUACUACCCACUGCCCUCCGCUCCAGCGGCCUUAGAGCUACACAUAGUGGAAGAUUCUAAUGAAACAGGACCUACGAUACCAUCCAGUGACCCAAAAUCUACCCCAUCAUCCCUUCUAUCUGCCCCUUCCGUUUUUGCCCAUCCCAGCCUUCGGUACACCCCUGUGGCAAAACCAGACCCUGACUCUGUUAUUGAUGUUUCUGCCUCCAUGCUGAGCACUGAGCUGGACUCACUUGUUGUUCUGUCCCAGACCAUCACCACCACUACUAAUGUGUCUGUAGUCAGUCCUGGCAAUCUAGAGCUUAGCCCUAAUAAGCCUAAGAGUCCCUCUCUCAAUGCAGGGAUUAAGCCAGCUUCUCCUAUUGCUUCUGUGCCUAUUGCUAAAUCUCCCAGUCCAACAAGUGUACCUGCCACUACGAAGAGCCCAAACAGAGAGAGUCCUCUGAUUGCUCAAACUUCAAAUGGUCUCUUUCAUGUACCCAGUCCUGAGCUCAAACCUGCUCCUCCAUCUCCCAUCACUGGACCCAUCAUACAGUCUCCAUCACCUCCUAAACCUGGCUCUCCUCAACAUACUACACCUCUGAAAAGCCUCUCUCCCCUCUCAGAGCCCAAGACGUCCAGCCCCAAACCACCAGCAGAGACGCCUGAGUUGAUCUCUGUUACACCACGACCCCCUGCUCCGACAGGGCUUGAGUCUCCAGCUCAGGAACCAUCUCUGGAUGAUGCUUUGGACAAUCUCCUGGCCAUGAGCUUCAGCAAGCCCGGAUCCGAGGUUCCUCUAGUGGCUCCCAAACUGAUCCCAGCAGCACGACCAGAGGUUUUUGAGGAGCCUCUUAUGGCAGCAGAUCGCAGAGUGAUGCAGCCAGACACGCACACGGAAAGUGAGAUUGGAGACGGGCUUCUUGAGGAUCAGUCAGAUUGCAGGAGUGAUCUGCUUGACUGGGCUGACAUGGAGCUGAAGCUGCCCUAUGACGGAGCAGAUGGUUCCAUGACCCCCAUGACAGAGGCCAGCUGGAUGGAUGACUCUCUUACCCCCUCCUCCUGCCCUGGAACCCCUGAUGCCCAGAUAGAUCUGCCCACGCUACAGCCUACGAGCCCUAUGGACCGGAUUUCAGCUUCUGGACAUAUCAAGUCUGUGAUUAGACGCACCAAGGAAACCCCCAACGUCCACCCCAUGUACCGGGACGGCUUUAUUCGCAGGAAGAUGGGUCCAAUCAUCUUCCAUAAGAGCAGCUCCCAGGACCGCCUCAUCGAGGAGCUGCAAGGAAAGCUGGGAAUCGCUCGCAAGGAGCGUCCCAAAAAACAGCCUGAUGACUGGCUAACCGAGGGGGUCAUUGUCAUGUCAAACCCCAAACGCUCUCGAGAAGACCACAACAGGGAGGUUGACAAGAUUAUUAUUCCCCCUGAGUCUCCUCUCCCUCAGAGGAAGGUGAUCCCUCCUCCUCAGUCUCCCUCAGUCCCUCGCCCCCCGCCCCCUGCUGAGGAGCCAAAGCGUGCCCCUCCGGUAAAAGCAGCUCCGCUUCCACCUCCCCCUCCUCCAGCCCCCUCUCCACCACCCAGGGAGCCCACACCUCCUCCCCAGCCCCCUGUAGAACCUCAGCUUCCUCCGGCUCCAGUCAAGCCCCCAACGCCCGAGCCUGUACAGCUUCCCCCACCAGCCCCUAAGCCUAUGCCCGCUCCCACACCACCACCUGUUCAGCCUCCUCCACCUGCCCCUGUUGCCCCCCCAUCUCCCCCCAGAGUGCUGGUGUCAGUGGGCUGCCAGACGGAAUACGACCCCCUCUUCCCUCCGAUGCAGAUCAUGGCCCAGGGUAAGGGUCCACAGACUCAGGUUAAUAAACUGGACAACAUGCUGGGCAGCCUGCAGUCUGACCUGCACAAGCUGGGGGUACAGACUGUGGCCAAGGGAGUGUGUGGGGCUUGCUGCAAACCGAUUGUUGGCCAGGUGGUAACAGCCAUGGGCCGCACAUGGCACCCAGAGCAUUUUGUAUGCACACACUGCCAGGAUGAGAUUGGUUCUAGAAACUUCUUUGAGCGGGACGGCCAGCCUUACUGUGAGAGGGACUACCAUCAGCUCUUCUCUCCUCGCUGCUUCUACUGCAAUGGCCCCAUUCUGGAUAAAGUAGUGACGGCCCUGGAUAGGACAUGGCAUCCUGAACAUUUCUUCUGUGCUCAGUGUGGUGCCUUCUUUGGUCCUGAGGGUUUUCAUGAGAAAGAUGGGAAGGCAUACUGUCGUAAAGAUUACUUUGAUCUGUUCGCUCCCAAGUGUGGGGGCUGUGCCCGCGCCAUUCUGGAGAAUUACAUCUCUGCCCUGAACAGCCUCUGGCAUCCUGAGUGCUUUGUCUGCAGGGAGUGUUUCACGCCCUUCGUGAAUGGCAGUUUCUUUGAGCAUGAUGACCAGCCGUACUGCGAGGUGCACUACCACGAGAGGCGCGGCUCGCUCUGCUCCGGCUGCCAGAAGCCCAUCACAGGCCGCUGCAUCACAGCCAUGGGCAAGAAGUUCCACCCUGAGCAUUUUGUCUGUGCCUUCUGCCUCAAGCAGCUCAACAAGGGCACCUUCAAGGAGCAGAACGACAAGCCGUACUGCCACGGUUGCUUUGUCAAACUCUUCAGUUAGACUGAUUUGAGAGAGUGUGUGUGGGUGCCAGUCUGUCUGUCUGUCUGUCUCUGUCUGUCUGAAUAGUGGAUAAGCAGCAAAAGUUGAGGCGUUUUGUUGGGUAGCACUCAAGUGCAUCACCAAGGUUGUGUGCAUGUUGUGGGUGCGCGCGUGUGCAUGUUGUGCGCGCGUGUGCAUGGUGUGCGUGCGUGCGUGUGUGCGUGUGUGUGUACAUGUGUGACUAUGGUUAUCCUCUGAGGGACAUAGUUGGUCAAAGAAUUGCAAAAGCCUUAUGUGUUAGAGGGGGAAGAGUUUAGCUAAUACAGAGACUUUGGUAUUAGCUUUUAUGGUAAUUGCAUGGAGAAGAAAGAUUUUCUGCUCACUGGUUGAGUUUGAAACCGUUUUAAGAAUGUGGCAUGUAGAUCAGUAUGAAUCAGUUGACCUGCGAAAGUCUUUUAACUAUGAAACAUUGCUCUGUGGAGUGAAAUAGAUCGCUAAGAAAGUGCCACAGUGGCAAAAUGUGAUGACUGUUUGCAACGAUCGGAUGGUGAAUUGAUAGUUGCAACAGCAGAAAUGGAAACGAUUUAUAUUACAGUGCUCAGUGCCUUGUUUUCUAUCAGAAAUUAUCAUAAUACAAGAAAUAUACCAAAAAAAUAAUACUUUAGCAUAACAGAUUAUGUACAUUUCUAUGGAGACUGAUGUUCUGUGUUUGCCAACGAUUACCAGCUCAUUUCAAAACACCAUGUCCUCCAUGCGGUGAGCAGAAGUGUGGUAAUACAAGCCUUAUGGCCAAUAGUGACUUUCAUAUUGUGACCGAUGUUGGAUUUGACUCAAAACUCCUGUAAGCAUGGAGUUAUUCUACUGUUUAUCAGAGAGAAAUGGAGGCUGUUGAUCUUCAUAUUCAGGGGUGCAUAUGCAUUAUUGAGCUAUUGACCUUAACAUGUUUGGCUAUGGUGAAAUCGCCGAAUAACAUCUCAGCAGAAUGCUACAUUUUACUGUAUUCAGGUGACAUGGCCAUGUUGUUCUUAACAUUUCAAUAACCACUGAUUCUUUUUGAUGUCCUCAAUCGAAUUGUAGAUGUACCAUUUUUCUAAAACAGCUGUGACAAUGUGCAAUUUUUAGCCCUUCCACACAGCAUAUGAUUGGUUUAAAUAUAAGAAUCUAAUCUUUUCCUCAGAGACAACUCUAGGCAAAAUAUUGUUAACUGCUGUAUUGUUUUUAAUGAUAUUGAAUUGUAUUUUUCUCCUUUUUCUUUUUUUGCAUGAAAGUCUUAAGUUUCACUGCAACAUUUUAAAGAACAAGUCAUGAGGGGUGAGAAGGUGAAAAAUGUUUUCGCAGUGUAACCCCACUUUAAAAUCCCCCAUCAGUUUAAAGGAGCUGAUUGCUUGUCAUACUGUAUGGAUUCUGUGUAGAGUAAUAUGUAUUGCAUCAGAAAGAUCGCAUGUAAGAAGUUACCAAGAGCUCAUGAUCUUUAAUUGCUAAUUAUCCAUGAGUUGUCCUUAGCAAGAACAAUGAUCUUUUCAUCACUGGUAUGAGGAUGCUACUCAAAACUAUGGCCUUCUUUUUUCUUAUAUAGCAUAUACAAUGUCACUUUCUGUUGAGAUGCUGUGAUAAUUCGAAAGUCUUUUCUGUCUCUCAUGGUUCUUCUUGCUCUGAUUGCUAUGUGCCAAAAGGACUCAGCAGUCCAAAUGGGGGAUGUUGGCUAAGCGACUUCACAUCUGCCUCAGAACCCAUUUAUGACACUGGUUUUUAUAUUUUCCCCUCUUUUUGUUUAUCUUGGGUUUCUGUCAUGAAGAGGGCUUAAAUUUUUCUCUUCUAUUCUGUUUAAUUUAUGCUGUUACAGUCUAUUUUAGUGGGCCUCCAUAUACUCUUUUUAUUUACCCAAUGUGAACAUUGCUAUGUUUUUUUUCCCCAUAACACUGUCACAUUUUGUUCUGUGAGUCGUGGUAACUGACUGAAUUCAUACCAUUAUAUAUCAAUAAAAUGCUUUGGUGUUUUCAUGCA
This is a messenger RNA of Colossoma macropomum (tambaqui), 6144 nucleotides long. It is a transcript of the gene pxnb, whose product is annotated as paxillin b. Gene Ontology annotation, biological process: transforming growth factor beta receptor signaling pathway; substrate adhesion-dependent cell spreading; endothelial cell migration. NCBI's taxonomy places the organism in Eukaryota, Metazoa, Chordata, Actinopteri, Characiformes, Serrasalmidae. Bases 970 to 4161 code for a protein of 1063 amino acids. The record is from RefSeq and is a predicted model, not a curated record. The transcript is spliced from 14 exons.